Molecule: messenger RNA, 1480 nt
Organism: Plectropomus leopardus (leopard coralgrouper)
Lineage: Eukaryota; Metazoa; Chordata; Actinopteri; Perciformes; Serranidae
Source: RefSeq, a predicted model, not a curated record
UUGAGACCGUCCCAGGACGCGCUGACCAUGUUGACCACGUUAGCAUGGACCACUGUGAAGUAGCUUCACAUCUGCCUCUAAACCAAGAUGCCCCGCUCUGCAACCAAGCAAAGACGUGCGUCGUCUGUCCAAGUGACUACACCUCCAACACAGGACCUGGAAGUGGAAGAUAUUGUACCUGGUCGCUUAACUCAAGCCCAGUGGACGGACAUGUUGAUCCAAGAGGAUGCAGAUGAGGCAGUGGGGGAGAUCAUGGAGGACCUGCUGAGCAUGGUCAUGGAGGGCUGUUUUAAAGUGUACAUUGAAAGACAGAUAGCACCUUUCUCUGCAUCCUGGGCCAAGAGCUACCUCACACAGACUAUAGAACAGCAAAUCUUGUGCCCAGAUGAAGGAGAAGCAACAGAUGAAAUAUCUAAAACAGAAGACUCUGAGCCUCUGCCAGCAAUUUCUGACCCCUGGGUUCAAGGAUGUGUACCUGUUGUAAAUGCUCCCCCUCGACCUCACUCCAUCUCAAGACAGCAGGGGGCUGAUGUUCCAGUGAAAACAGAGCCACAAGUCAACCAGCAAUGUCAUGUUAUAGCCCAAAGAAACAGCUCUCCAAAGCAAUCUGAAAAGGGAACAAGUCCCAGGAGGCCUGUCAGUUACCAGUGCUUUCAAGUUCCUAGUCCUCCCCGACUACCAAAAACUGAUCUAAAGAAAAAGCGCCGCGUUAAUGUACAUUUCAAGCCUGUUCCAAGCAAAUUACUGCCUCCCCAGCCCUGUUCAGAAGAAAAAAAUAAUGAGGUGGAAGGUAAAGAUCGGACACAUUCUGUUUAUAACCAUAAAGCAGGAUCAUCAUAUCAGCGUGAGAACUACCAAGGCUUACCAAAGCUUGAUCACUCCUGCCUGCCUCGACACUGCAUCUUUCCUCAGUACGACAUUGUGGAUAACAACUACGCAAAACCCAACUCCAAGAAACCAAGUGGACUUUCCAAACUAGAUAAAUUUAACAAGCAGCAAGCUGAGUGGACAGUAACCUCACUGAAGCAACUAACCAGCUCCAAAGAUCAGCCGGUAAAGUUUCAGGGGAGAAAUGAGGCAGAUGUCUGGCUGAAGAAAUUGUCUUCUCCUAGACAUAGCAAGGAAAGGAUUGUGUCCUCUGGGCCUCUGAGGCUGGACACGAUGGAGUUGGCCAAGGGUGUGUCUCUCCUGGAUCCCCAGGCAGUUGAAAUGAGCCCUCUGAAAUGUAACCCUCUAACAAAAUCUAUCAAUCUGAAGCAGAUACAAAGUGAUGCAGCUGUGCCGCUGUUCUCCGUGGAUCAAGUUACUGCAGGUCCACCACCUCAGGUCACCCCAUUCUUUCAAUCCAAGAGCUAGAAGAGUUUGUACAAUUUAAGGAUCGCACAUGUCUGUGGUUGUAUUUAGAGCAGAAUGAGCUAUAUGUUAACACAUGGCCAUUUUACAAGAUGGGGCCUCAUAAUCUAUUAAAACACUUUCAGAU